AUGGGGAAGGGACGCAACAACAAGUCGAGCAAGAAGACGGACAAUGUCGAUCAAGGAAAGGAGACGGGAGAGAACGUACCUGACGUACCUGUGCCGGAUGCUACUGGUCCUGGCAAGCCUUCCACUCCUCGACUCUCUGCUGUGAUCGGACCCUUCGAGGACUUGCACGACCUGCAGAACAAGGAGGACAAUGCAGACGACUCUGAUGACGGCGACGCUGAUGGCGGGGAAGGCUCCGGAACCAAGGACCAGAAGUCAGAAGGGGAAGCUGAUGCUGCUGGCGACAAUAAAAACGAUGACGACGAGGAUUUGUCAGACCCGGUCCCAGAGGAUGAAGAUGAUGGAUAUCUAAGCGACGACUCGGACGAACAUCUUGAACCUGCUUCGCUUACCAGUGCUUUGGCUUUAAAACGCUUCACACUAACCUUGCUGGUGCCGAUCUUCAGGAAAGCGGAAGUCAAGCGUGCUGCAGUAACGAUCGCAGCUCUGCUGGAUGACUGGAAGGAUCAGUUGUCCCCGGAUGUGCUGCAGAUAACGACCUGUCAGGAUCUCACGCCAACUUAUUUCUCCGGCAACCGCUUUGGUCGGCUGCAAGUCACCUUUAAUCAUGUCAGGGACGCCAACUACGUAUGGAAUCAAGUCAUCAAGCACGAAUGUGUAAACGGAGACAUCAUCGACCUCACCUGGCAAUACCCGGAAGAUGCUCGUUUUCUUCGCGAGCGUGUUCUGAACCCGCUGGCGCAGGAGGUGGUCGUUAAGGGAGUGCCAGCCGAGAUCACUUCUGAGCUUGUCCGUCAUCUGCUGGUGGUGUCGAAGCUGGUUAAGCGAGGCAGGAGUGCCUUCGCCAGCGGCUUUGGUUUUCAUCGUACGCUGGACCCGGUCACUGGACUUGACACGGACCGCAUUCGCGGCCUGGUUGUCCCUCACGCUGAUGACGAGUACCGCUGGAGGUAUUUUGUGGAGGAUCCGACGACGAAGAAACGUUACCUGCUCCACUACCCGUCACUCACCUGCGAGCUUUGCAGCGGUCCGCACCUGUCCCGCUAUCACGACCGCUAUAUCACUACAAGACAGGAGAACUUCACCAACUGGAACCUGUCGGUUAAAAAGGUUCAUGAGAUGAACGCCGCAUCUCUGAAAGCUUCCACCCUCGUGAAGCGUAUCCUGAAGGACCCCGCCGUUAUACUCACCUCCACAGGAGGAAUGCGGGAGGAGUGGGUGUGUGUGCAAACCGUAUGCGAGAAGGCACAGGGGAAUCGUUUCGAGCAAGCAGCGGCCCACGUUGCAUCUGCCAGGCACAAGGGGGGACUUCGUACGGAAGGAGCGGCAACACGUGCAAGCAAGCACUCUCAGAAGAUGGCCGCAUUCAAGAAGGAUUUCAUGGUCAAGCCGGUGGUGAAGUGA
This is a messenger RNA of Closterium sp. Naga37s-1, 1404 nucleotides long. Lineage: Eukaryota; Viridiplantae; Streptophyta; Zygnematophyceae; Desmidiales; Closteriaceae. The record is from the annotation of a GenBank genome assembly.